UAAUGUAGUCAGGCAGGCCGUUAGGCCACACUGUUCCUGGGAAUUUCGUCGCUGAACUGUCGGGAAGCGGCUGUGUCGUCUCGCCAUGGCAAGCACACAUGUCGGCAAUUAUCAGAGAUAACUACCAACGACUGGAUGUAUGGAUACAUUUUAGCUACCUUGAAAUAAUCCAAAAGAGGAAAAAUUAUCCAGGAACCCUGAACAGUUACUGCACUAAACUACAGCUGUCCAGGACCAGCCCUAGAGCAGUCCGUCUGAGUGGGAAAACCAGUCCGUCUGAGUGGGAAAACCAGUUUACCCACUGUGCCCAGUAUGCUGCGCAGCCUGCUGGGAGCAGUUCUGCUGGCCCUGCGGUUCGGCCUGUGCUUCUGUGGGUCAGAGCUGGCUGGGCCGCGGAGUGUGGCCGUCCAGCGGGACUUGGCCAGGCAGACGCUGCAGUUAACAUGGGAAAGUGACUCCUCUGUCUUUGACAUCGAGAUUCUUCACACAGAACUGGAGGACAUGGUGUUCAACGCCACAGUGACAGUGCCUGCAGACUCCAGUAGAGGGCAGCACCAGUGGAACUGGACCUCAGCAGUGCCUCUGGAAUGCACCUCCCACUCAGUUCGUCUCAGAGCACGAGAGGACAACAGGCUGAGUCAGUGGAGCCCCAAACAAACGCUGCCAGGGAUGGACCUGCCUGAUCAGACCCAGUCCAAGAUGUUCCCACAGGACAGAGUGGUCCCAGUGGGCAGUACUCUCAGCUUCUGCUGCAUUGUGGGAGAGGGGAAGGAGUUUGGCAGCAUUCACUUUAAGAGUCAGAAGAUGGAGGUCGUCAGGCUGAGUCGCCGUAGUUACGCCACCACAGUCACUCUUCACGGACCAUCAGGUCCCACAGGGGACAAUGUGGUGUGUUUCAGUGGACCCUUACUCAUCACUGGGGCAGUGGUGUUUGUGGGCUAUCCUCCAGGUGAUGAGGGUUUAGAGUGUGAGACUUCUGACCUGACCUCUGCAGAAUGUCACUGGAGUAAAGGUCGUGACACAAAGCUAAGACUUAAAUCUGCCCUCACCAGUUACACACUGAAUGGAAGGUUUUGCGCUGAUGCCAGUGGAAGAAAUGCAAAGAAUCCUUUGCAGUGUAAGUGGGAACACUGGCAGAGGAACUGGACUCUGGUUGCUCAAAAUCCCCUGGGAUCGGUCCGGCUCACUGACUCCGCGGACGUGAACGAGCGUGUUCGCCCUGUGGCCCCUUGGAACCUGACCGCUCCGGUUGUGAAGGCGUGGAAUGCCAGCGUUGAAUGGAACUGGGCCGUCGCUGCUUAUAAAACACUGCCAAUGAUCUGUCAGGUCCAGCUGACUGGUGACGGACACACAAUCACACGUAACGUCACAGGUGUAGGUCUGGCCCAGGCAGUCCUGAGGGACCUGCGACCUGAUGAAGCCUAUGGGGUGAAAGUUCGCUGUGCGGCACUAAACCACUUCUGGAAAUGGGGCAGCUGGAGCUCCAGUCACACGCUGCACACGCAGAUGGACCGACCUGAAACUCCAGAUGUGUGGAUUUGGAUGAAGAAUGAGAGAACAGCUUGGGUUCUGUGGAAACCCCUGUCGGGCAGGGACAGCCACGGUGCGCUGCUGGGUUAUGAUGUGUCUGUGUCAGAUGAAGGAGUGAAGGGGUGGAAAACACUCUCUCUCCCUCAGCACGUUCAGAACACCUCUGUCACCCUUGGCAACACCACCGCUUCCAUCACCGUGUCCGUCACUGCGCGGAAUCUGAUUGGCUCCUCUCCUCCAGCCCGCGUGGUGGGCCCUGAGUAUCGGGCCGAUUCUGAUGAUGCAGCGUCGGAGCUGAUUGGCAGAGGUGGUGGUUUUGACCUGGCGUGGGCGGAGUCUGGGAAUGCCAGUUUGGGUUAUGUGUUAGAGUGGUUCAGCACUGGUUGUGAGGCCGACUGCCAUGUGGAGUGGCUGAAGAUUCCAGAGGGAGAGACCAGUGCUAAGGUCCAGUCAGAUUCUCUGAAUGCCGGUGUGAGGUACACGCUCUCGGUCUACGCUGUGUCUGAAGAAAGCUCAGUGCUGCAGCACAGGAGCCACGGAUACACACAGGAGAUGACUCCAGCGCAGCCUGUGAGGGGCUUGGCAGCCAAUCAGCUGGGCUCAGAUGUGCAGCUGACAUGGGAUCCAGCUGCCAUGGUUACCCACAGAGGCUUCCUCCGUGGAUACACUGUCUACCUGAGCAAUGCCUCUCACCUGGACCUUAUAGCUAAUGUCACCGACUCACAGGCCACGGGCUACACGGUGCAGGCCCUGCCCGUCGGCUCCUAUAAAUUCGUGGUGAAGUCGUACACCAGUGCAGGAGAGGGUGUGGGCUCCACAGUGGCCAUCAAACUGGACCUGGACGCCGACAUGCUGGUUAUUGAGAUUCUCAUAUCUUUGGCUGUGAUGACCUUCCUCAUCAUCUUCAUCACCAUCGUCUGCUAUAAGAAGAGGAAAUGGGUGAUGAAGGCCUUUUAUCCCAACAUACCAGCUCCCAAGGUACCUGGAGAUUGGCCAACACACCAGGGGACUCUGGAUGUGAAGCCAUCUCCCCCCAGUAUGCUUCAGAUUGUGGAGAGUCCAGACUGGGAUUCCAGUAAGGAUGGGCUGGUGGUGAUUCCUGAGGAAGACUCUGAUGAAGCUGAAGGCUACGGUGAUCAGCCCGUGGAUGGAGACUCGGACGAACCUCCUCUCCUCCGCUACUACAACCAUGUCAUGGAUGACCCCCACCCGCCCGACUCGUCCGGCUCCUCCACCAACUCCAUCAGCUCCACCCAAACUGAUGUCACCUACACAGGGGUCCAGACCUCCUCUUCCUCCUCCUGUGGGGCAGACGCCGCCCAGCCAGACAUUCAGCUUGUUGCCGGGGGUUACCGGCCCCAGAUGCAGCCCUGCGUGGUUCCUGAUGCCGACCCAGAGCCCGCCCCCCCCGGAGGCUUUGCUGGGUAUAAACCUCAGUGCUCCUGGAGACAGGACUCUCCAGAGGAGCAGAGCCUGAGUGGAUCACUGGGAAGCCCCACCUCCGUCACCUCCUCACAGUUCCUUCUCCCUGAUGCAUCCGAAGAGGAGGAGCAGCAGCAAUCCAACACCUGGUUCCACAACUUCCUCUCUGGAAAAUCCUGAAGUUAGCUGGAGAUGGCGCUAUGCUCGCCUGCCCUCCUCACGUGGGCACUAAGAACCUGUUCAGAGUGUGUGUUUGGGUAAACCAUGGCCCGCUUCACUCAGACUGGACGUCACUGAAAAUGUUCACGACUACUGAUGACACGCACAGCAUUGUGGGUUGUCAGGGCGUGGCACGACACACAACACCACUUACUCCAGCGCUGACUGUGUCACUCAGUAACCAUGCUGCCUGUUUCUCACAAAAAACACAGUAGUUUUAUUUGUCAUAUUGUGUCUUUUUUGUCCAUAAUGGACAAAUGAGAUGCCAUCGUUUUAUUUGAAUAAGCUCAACAAUUUCACACACACACACACACACACACAAUUCGUAGAUUAUGAACUAGCCAGAUGGGGAAUACAUUUUCCAGAUCAUUUCCAUAGUCUAAUCUGUUCAAACUGAUGCCUUGACAAAGGUUCCAUCUCAGAGUCACAUCACUGUUGGUUUGUAUGGGACGUUAUUCAUGGAACUCAACAUAAUUGGAAGAUAACAUGAACCAAAGCCCCUGGACUUGCCUUAACCUUCACCAGGCCGUCAAACUUGUGCACUUUUCUCUGCAGGUCACCGAGGCCAAGGCUGGUUCUCUGAGUUUCAUCUGAUGUAGCAAAAGGAUUGGUGAAUGUUCUCUUACUCAAUUUGACCAGUUUACAGUUUUAACUGACAGAGUCAAGAAGUCAGACCGACUUAAAAAAUGAUCAGAAAACUAAAGAGUGAUAUUUGCGUUCAAUUCUGAGGUUUACCCUUAAAAUCUGUCUUUUGAUGUAAGUAAAUUGGAGGCAGCCUGGCUGAACGCUGACCUGCUACUAAAUGUCUCUCUUUUCCCCCUGAGCUCCUGUGUCUGCUUCAACCACUAACCCAAAAACUCUCUCUGUGCUUUCUGCCUACUCAGGUUUACAAAAACACGAGAGUGUGUGUGUGUGUGUACCAGCGUGUGUUUUGGUGUUUGUAUUUAAAUGUAGUCUAAACACAGUAGACUAAACAGGGUGGGUGCAGAACAGGAAUGUCCCAGAAGACAGAAGGUGAGAAGACAGAUGAUCACAUGUUUUUGGAUAUAUUGGCAUUCUUACACUUUAUGAGCCUGACUGAUUGAGACUCUGUACACUACUGUGAGAGAGAUUUUAUGUUGUAAUGACUAAAAAUGUUUUUCUUUGCAGUUGUAUAAAUUGGAACUUUUUCCUAAGUAACCUGCUGACAUAUUUUAAUGUUAAACGUAAACUAGUAUGCUAUUCUGUGUCGAACCUCGCCAUUGUCUUCAUAACUGUGAAAAGAGAGGCAUGAGAUUUGGCUUUAUUUUGGCCAAGGUAUCUGUUUUUGAUCUUUGGACAGGAAGUCAGAGAAAAUAUUCAGUGAGGGAGUGAGCACUCUAAAGUUCCAAAAGGAAGUGCCUUGUGCACAGGGGGCUGAGGCCUCCGCUGAGUCAGAAGGAAACUGAACAUUCCGCUGGAACCAUGCUGAGACUGGAACCAUGCUGAGAUUGGAACCAUGCUGAGAUUGGAACCAUGCUGAGAUUGGAACCAUGCUGAGACUGGAUUGUGACAUCACUCUUGCUGACGCUCUCGUCUCCUCCUCUCUCGAACCUUUACUGUCCUGGACACUAACGUCCCAGAUGGUUCAUAUAAGAGCCAGUCUUCAAUACACUAACCUUCCUUAGACAAAAAAUAUAUAUAUAAUACUAAGUGGUGUAUUAUAAUUGUUUUGCUCUUAGUAUAAUACCAAUAAUCAAAAUAUCAUGUGAGCUGAACUUAAAUUGUCUGAUGCAGUUUGUCAUUGAAACCAGCGGACUUCUCCUGUGCUGUGCUUCCAUUCCAUUGCAUGUAAUUUAUUGUAAAUGUUAACAUUUAGCUGAAUACACUAAAUACUAACUAUGACAUAUUAAAGAUUUUAUGUGUUAUGCUAACACACUGAAUAUAUUCUAUGUCUGCAUGUUACUUUGAAAUUAUAAACAAAGAUUUCUAUAUGAUUACUGGCUACAGUGUGUUCUGUGAUUCACCCAGCACCUCCAUACUUGGG
Messenger RNA from Chanos chanos (milkfish), 5176 nucleotides. RefSeq names its product LIF receptor subunit alpha a (gene lifra). The record is from RefSeq and is a predicted model, not a curated record. Lineage: Eukaryota; Metazoa; Chordata; Actinopteri; Gonorynchiformes; Chanidae. Gene Ontology annotation, molecular function: protein binding. The transcript is spliced from 18 exons. Bases 313 to 3132 code for a protein of 939 amino acids.